Molecule: messenger RNA, 230 nt
Organism: Funneliformis mosseae
Lineage: Eukaryota; Fungi; Glomeromycota; Glomeromycetes; Glomerales; Glomeraceae
Source: the annotation of a GenBank genome assembly
AUGAGAUUUUUCAAGUCCGUGAGAUUUUAUCAUGAAACUCUUAUGCAUGAAACUCUUAUGCUUAUCAAUUCACACGUUCGGGCCGAAUGUUACUCGAACUUGAGGAAUUUUCUCAAGACCGUGAGAAUCAAUCUGAACUUAUCACGUGAUUCUUAUGCACAUUUGGACCGAAUGUUACUCGAACUUUCAAAAGGCGGUGCUAUUUUUAGAAAAUCAAUUUUGUGGAAUGG